UUCUUUUUCUUUUUUAUAUAAAUAAAUAAAUCCAUUCGUUCUAUUUAUCACUCGUUCUAUCUAUAAUAAUGACCUUUACUAAUCAGCAACAACGACAAGAAGAAGAAGAAGAAAAAGACUAUUUUCAAGAAUACGAUAAUCAAGUAUUUGACACUUAUUGUAAACAAGAAGAAGAAGAAGAAGAUUAUGUAAUGGAUCCAAAUCUAUUUCAACUUAUUCUUGACGUACAAUCGUAUCUUACAGAGGCACCUAAGGAUUCUCCACUGCUUGCUCUUCAAUAUAAAAUGUAUACCUAUCUUAAACAACGUGCAUAUGAAUAAUAUCUUUCUAAUUAACUCUAAAAAUACCCCUUUCCUUUCUUUACUUUAAUAUAUUUUAUUUUAUUUUAAACGAUCAUUCUCUUUGAGAGCCUCUUAUUUUUAUUUUUUUAAGGGAGAAUUUAUACUUUAAUAAAAUAAAAAACUUAAUAUAUAAGCG
Messenger RNA from Cokeromyces recurvatus, 477 nucleotides. RefSeq lists its product as uncharacterized. The record is from RefSeq and is a predicted model, not a curated record. Lineage: Eukaryota; Fungi; Mucoromycota; Mucoromycetes; Mucorales; Mucoraceae. Bases 69 to 320 code for a protein of 83 amino acids. The transcript has a single exon.